Molecule: messenger RNA, 709 nt
Organism: Chanos chanos (milkfish)
Lineage: Eukaryota; Metazoa; Chordata; Actinopteri; Gonorynchiformes; Chanidae
Gene: rbx1
Product: ring-box 1, E3 ubiquitin protein ligase
Exons: 5
Coding region: 7-333 (108 amino acids)
Molecular function (GO): zinc ion binding
Source: RefSeq, a predicted model, not a curated record
GGCAACAUGGCGGCGGCAAUGGAUGUGGAUACUCCGAGCGGCACAAACAGUGGAGCCAGUAAAAAACGUUUUGAAGUUAAAAAGUGGAACGCGGUUGCACUGUGGGCCUGGGAUAUCGUGGUGGAUAACUGUGCUAUCUGCCGAAACCACAUCAUGGACCUGUGCAUCGAGUGCCAGGCUAACCAAGCGUCGGCGACAUCAGAGGAGUGCACGGUCGCGUGGGGCGUCUGUAACCAUGCUUUCCAUUUCCACUGUAUCUCUCGCUGGCUGAAGACCAGACAGGUGUGUCCUCUGGACAACAGGGAGUGGGAGUUCCAGAAGUACGGACACUGAGAUGUGAUCGCGUGGACCAUUCAGGAUUCAAGCUGAAAACUUAACAUUGCUCCCUGUGUGUCUCUCCCUGUCUCAGAACCACCCCUCACUGAGCCCCACCCCCCACUAAACCCCACCCCCAGAACCGCCCUGUCGUAGACCCCGGCCUCCUCACACCUUCAUUUGUGCUUUAGACAGAGAGGACUACCGUUUUUCUUUUCUCUUUGUGCAGAUAUUGUUCUAAGUUAUAAAUAAACACGCCGUGUGGCCGUAGGGCGUCUCGGAUCAUUUUUUUAGGAGUUACACUCUUACCUGGAUUUCAUUUUGUUUUUAUCCACAACUAUGAUAUGAUUUUAUACCACUGAUAAUGGGCCCCAUUAAAACUGAUUUGAAUGUC